CCUGUCGUAGAUGUUCGCCGUCAGCUCGGAUUUCCCGGUGAGGAAAUGCUGGAUCUCUUUGUGCUCACUCAUUUUCGCUCUCUAAUCUGUAUGCGCAAACGCAAAAAGGAUGUAGUAGGUAACAAUCCGGAAAAGAAGGUAAGAAAAGUGGCGAAAAUGAGCUUAACUGCGGCAGAAGACGAUUCUGCAUCCGAAAUCCAUCUUCCAGCCGACGUAGACUGGGAAAUGCUCGACAAAUCCAAGUUCUUCUUCCUUGGCGCUGCCCUUUUCUCGGGUGUCUCCGGUACUCUUUACCCGAUGGUCGUCCUGAAAACCCGCCUGCAGGUGAUGCUACACAGCUCGUCCUGCCUGAAAAUGGCAUCCACCAUUCUCAAAAACGAGGGCCCGAGAGGCUUUUACCGUGGAUUCGGGACCUCCCUCAUGGGGACUAUACCCGCUCGAGCACUCUACAUGGGUGCCCUCGAGGUGACCAAGAGCAACGUGGGCAACAUGGCCAGCGGCCACCUGGGCCUUUCAGAAGCCUCGUCUUCCACCAUAGCCAAUGCUGCGGCUGGCCUUUGUGCUUCCAUGGCCGCCCAGCUGGUGUGGACUCCAAUCGACGUUAUCAGCCAGAGGCUGAUGGUGCAGGGAGGCUCGGGACUGAAGAGGUACAAUGGCGGCAUAGAUGCAUUUAGGAAGAUUGUGAAUAUGGAUGGGUUUCGAGGUUUGUACCGUGGGUUCGGGAUAUCGAUUCUGACUUACGCGCCUUCGAAUGCCGUCUGGUGGGCUUCGUAUUCGGUUGCGCAUAGGGUGAUUUGGGGGUCGAUCGGGUGUAGGAAGACCGAGAAUAACGGUUAUAGGGCGGCGGUGGUGGCAGUGCAAGGGGUGAGUGCAGCCAUGGCCAGCGGGGCUUCGGUGCUUGUGACGAUGCCGCUCGACACGAUUAAAACGAGGCUUCAGGUUUUGGACGGAGGAGAACCGUGUGGGGGGAAAGGGAAAUCGAUGACGGUUAUGCAAACGGUGAGGGAUUUGGUGAGGGAAGGGGGUUUGGGGGCGUGCUAUAGGGGACUCGGGCCAAGAUGGGCCUCGAUGUCGAUGUCAGCCACGACAAUGAUCACGACAUACGAGUUUCUCAAGCGGCUGUCGACCAAGAGUUCGGAGAGGUUUGGUGUAUGA
Molecule: messenger RNA, 1155 nt
Organism: Striga asiatica
Lineage: Eukaryota; Viridiplantae; Streptophyta; Magnoliopsida; Lamiales; Orobanchaceae
Source: the annotation of a GenBank genome assembly